UCGGUUUUGUUAUUUGCGGCUUCUCGCCGGUUUUACCAGUCAUGGGAAUUAGUGUUCUAUAUUUGCUAGGGGUUUCACUGCUGCUCACCGGAUCUUACAGAUUCAGAGCGCUGGCCGAGGAUAACAGCACAUCACCACCGGAGGACGACGAUAGUUUUAAAAGCCCCGCAUUUGUGCGCAGCAGAUUCAACUUGAGAAUAUGGUCCACCACCGAGGCUUUUGUCACAGAUGGAGCUGAGGUUCAAGCAAACGGGACAGAAGCCCCGGUAGAGAAUAAGUCAACGAAAGCGCCAUGGAAACCGAAACGUACUCGGUCCACAACAGCUCAACCGACCACCCAAGGAGUGCCUACUGGGACAGCAUCCGAAUCGACCACGAAACACACGCCUACUACGUUAAAGGGGAAACUGCGAAAACUUUCGGCUCCUGGGUGUGGUGAGCUAAAUGGAGAUGACAUUCCAUGGAUUGCCAUACUGGAGCAUACGAAUCCCAAGGAAGGCGAUUUACACAAAAAGACGCUUAGCAAGGGGGUCCUUAUUGACGAUCGGCACGUUUUGACGACUAUUUCCAGCAUACACAAUUCGUAUCCUUUCUGGGUGGUGACGGGAAUCCGACUUGGUGAUACGCCAACGUGGGCCUUUUCGGAAGGUGGUAAGAAGACCAGGGCGAAAAAACAAGACGUCCUUUCGCUGCCGAUUAAAAAUGUGUUUUUGCACGAGAAAAAGGACAUCGCCGUGAUUCGGUUGGCCGAGCGGGUGAAUUCUACCGACAAAAUUCGGCCGGUGUGCCUGCCGACUUCCGAUCGGUACAACUACACCGAACUGUACUUUCAUGUGUGUCGGAAGGUAAAAUCCGAACUUAAUCGGGUAAAUACGACUAGCAAGUUGGUGGCCGUUACGUCACUGGCUCAGACGGAUUGUCAAAUUCUGUUCCAGCGGCACAAGGCCGAACUUGGUACGAAAGAAUUUUGCGCUUGGGAUGAAACUGGAGACAAUUGUACGGGAGAUCUUGGCGGUCCGCUGAUGGUUAAGCUUGGUGGGCGGUAUCAUGUGGUCGGGCUGAACUCGUAUGCACUAGCUAAGUCGAAAAUCGACAGUGAAGGACUUCCCGGGGUGUACGUACGUGUCGGAUCUUUCCUAAGGUGGAUCCAUGCGGUACUGAAAACGGAAUUCAACGACGGUUCGGAUGUGUCAAAGGGCACGACAGAACUCGGAACAUAAUUGUUACUCGCUGAUUAGCGAUUUCAACACGUUAGGAAACGUGGUAGGAAGCGAGGUGCCGGCCUAUUUAUUAUUAUUUUUGUUAUUAUUAUUAUUACUAUU
Messenger RNA from Sabethes cyaneus, 1322 nucleotides. Its product is annotated as melanization protease 1-like. The record is from RefSeq and is a predicted model, not a curated record. NCBI's taxonomy places the organism in Eukaryota, Metazoa, Arthropoda, Insecta, Diptera, Culicidae. Gene Ontology annotation, molecular function: serine-type endopeptidase activity. The coding region runs from base 42 to 1220 and encodes 392 amino acids. Gene Ontology annotation, biological process: proteolysis. The transcript has 3 exons.